This is a messenger RNA of Mesitornis unicolor (brown roatelo), 146 nucleotides long. Its product is annotated as WD repeat-containing protein 72-like. The record is from RefSeq and is a predicted model, not a curated record. The annotation marks the transcript as partial. Lineage: Eukaryota; Metazoa; Chordata; Aves; Mesitornithiformes; Mesitornithidae. The transcript has 2 exons.
UCAGUGCGCUGAACCACGACAAGAGCUCAAGCUCGGCAAACUUCCAAGAUGGGGAGGAUCCGCCUGACAGAUGUGUCUUGGAAGAGUCUGAGAGUCCAGGUGACAUGAAGCCACAUCCCUGGAUAUCUAAGGUGUGCUCCUGUAAG